CGCCAUUCGAGGUAGUUGCCGGAGGCUGCUUUUACCUUGGCGUGUCGGGCCUCCUCAUCUUCGGUCGACUCGUGCGGUGUUCGCGCAACCGGUUCUGAGAGGCACGCACGCACUACAUACCUAACGACAGUGAGAGUGAGAGACCGUCUAUGCCUACUCGAUGCAGGCUUCGAUUCAUGCUUCUGCAGCACUUGUACAGCAACAGUAUCGGAACAAAUGCAAGAGAUAAGUGCCUCAACCAACACAAACUUCUAAUUUCAGCAAUUAGAUCCCACCUUCGCCUGUUUCCCCCCGCCUCACUAGAAACUCAUCACCACAUCGUCACAAUGGCCGCAGCGCCCUCGUCUUCCGCGAGCAAGCCACCGACCGCCUUCCCAGCGGACGGAUUUCCGGAACUGUACCCGCUCGCGGACCACCGGUACCCACCGGGCGCGGAGACCACCCUGCGCGGCUCCGGGCGCUACCAGACGAGAAAAAAUUUGUUCUUUCUCCCCAAGGAACCACACAAACUGAAGGGACCGACGGUGGAGAACACCAUCGACCAAAGGUAUUUGAAGCACGGUCGUGUAGAUGUGCCUUUGGCUGCUCCUCUACAGCAACCUUUUGGUCGUCGUUGUUGUGUGAGACAGGAUGAAUUUGGAUUUCACACUGCAAGAGUUUCGAUUCGAAUGUAGUUUCUCUCGUUCCCUCCAGAGAACUUUGUUCUUGAUGCGAACACACAUGAUCUUCCAAAAAAUCACAGACCCGCGGGCGUCACAACGCAACAAUUUUCGGAUACCAACAUGGCAAAUUUGGUGGGUUACAAGGAUCAGUAUUGGAAAUUGGAAGUUGCGGAGAAUCCGGAACGCGUGAAACGACAUGAUAUUGUCACCAACGUAUUUUUCAACUUUUGUGGUUGAAGGCGAUUGCAUGAAAUACAUAGUGCUUGGACCGGUGCAUGAGAAAUUAAGGUAUUUCUGGCUGUUAUGCAAUACGAAAAAAUCGUAGGAAUCGAUAUGCAAUUAUACAACAGAAAAUGUACCCGCCCGAGCCAUAUGAAAUGCAAAAAUGUCUGGGUCUGGAAGAGUGCCGCGUUUGUCAUGCAUAUUUUGCAUGACCCAUGAGGUCUGGUAUGCAGGACAUAGCAUGACAGAUUCUGUGAGCGUUCUAUCAUGCCUAUCCUGCAUGAGAAACUGCCUCUCGAUAUAGGUCAAAAGCGAACAGCUUUUGGGAAUCAUGCAACACAGAUUUUUAUAUGAUUGAGAUUUAGCAUGACAGAUUGCUUUGUCGCGCAGUCUGUUAAGCAUGACAGAUUGCUUUGUUCCAGACCCAGACAUUUUUACAUUUGAUAAGCCAUUUCGGCCUGCAAGAGAAGUCCCGAUCGUCCCAAUUCCGAAAAUGGACCAGAAAGGGCGCGUGCUCAAUUUCAACGCGAGCGAAUACCGCGAGGGGUAUUAAGAAAAGCGGGGACCACGACGAGAGGAAACAGAAUCUGUAAAAUGCAUGAAGCGCUAGUAGAGCGGCGCUUAGUUAGUUUGGGAUUUUUACUAUCGGCUUCUGGACUUUGUUGUUAAACGUUUGUACAAUACGAAUUUGUUUGACUCUUCUCUACUAAAGGAGCUCCUGCUAACAGCAGAAAGCUCUAUGAACUGGGAAUGAGCUCUCUGACAUCUGUUGGACAAUAAACCACUUGUACGAUGUUAUUUGAGUUGAGGAGAUGAAGCUAAAAGUACCAAAUAAACAAAAGAAAAGUUCUCCCAGCAGAACGCAG
Amoebophrya sp. A120 is the source of this 1750-nucleotide messenger RNA. The record is from the annotation of a GenBank genome assembly. NCBI's taxonomy places the organism in Eukaryota, Dinophyceae, Syndiniales, Amoebophryaceae.